Molecule: messenger RNA, 1502 nt
Organism: Hypoxylon fragiforme
Lineage: Eukaryota; Fungi; Ascomycota; Sordariomycetes; Xylariales; Hypoxylaceae
Exons: 3
Coding region: 1-1383 (460 amino acids)
Molecular function (GO): FAD binding
Source: RefSeq, a predicted model, not a curated record
AUGGCGAGCAGUUGUGUUUACGGCUUGGACGUGAGUUCGCUCGAAAGGAUUCUCACCCCUGGUUCCUACAUCGGGAAUAUCACAACGGUGCCUAGAUGGAGCGAGUUCAAAGCUCCGCAACCACAAAUUGUAGUCCAUCCCGCGACCGAGCAGGACUUGCAGACAACGGUAAAAUGGGCCGUUGAUAACGAUAUUCCAUUCCUUGCCCAGAGUGGAGGCAACGGCUGGGCGACCACAUUCACCAUUGACCAAACAGGCAUAAUCAUUGCCCUCGACUUGCUCCGCUCCGUCACCUUCAGUGUAGAUAGAAAGCUUGUUACUAUCGGCGGCGGCGCCUUAAUAUCAGACGUGAUCGCAUCUGCGUCUCAAAACAGCGCCCUCGUGACGACUGGGACAUGUGACUGCGUGGGGGCUCUAGGGGCCAUUCUCGGCGGCGGAAUCGGCUUUUUGACUGGCGAGUACGGACUUGGCGUGGACAACGUCGUGUCGAUGAACGUCAUCUUGGCGGACGGCUCGCUUAGAAAGGUGACCGAGUCUUCAUCGCCCGAUUUAUUCUGGGCCCUGCGAGGAGCGGCGCCGAACUUUGGUAUCGUGGCAUCGGCGGUGCUUAGAUCCUAUCCUGUGGAGAGCAGUAGUUCGCUCGAGGCUUGGCAAGGUGCCCUCAUCUACACCCCCGCGCAACUUGACUUGGUACUUGGGGCUAUUUCGGAACUGGCCUUGACAUCGCAAAUGGCCCUUUCUAUGACGUGGAUUCUGGCCAGCAACGGAACACCGUCUAUCAUCGUCAGCGUUUUCUAUCACGGUACGGAGGCAGCCGGCCGAAGCGCAUUCAGUUCAUUGAUUGCCAUUGGACCUGUAGUGGAUGCAACCAAGAUAGUACAGUAUACGGAGUGGAAUGCUGGUACUAAGAUGGCAUGUAUCAAAGGUGGACGCAAACCUACCUGGGGGGUUGGGAUGUUGCAUCUCGAUCCGGCCUCCUGGCACGCUGUGUAUGAUGUUUGGGUGAGGCUUGGUCAGGAGCCCGGAGCUGAGCGCAGCUCAGUGCUGCUCACUGCUUACCCGAUGGACAAGGCCCGCCAGCUUCCUGUGUCCAGCUCGUCGUAUCCGUUUCGCGAUUCUGUCUACCUGUUCGCCUCGUUUACCGCAUCGUACACGGAUGCUGCAUUCGAUGAGACAGCGUUAACGUACGGGACGAGCGCAAGGGCGUUGUGGCAAGCUGCUGAUGGUUUGGCGCAUCAUAGCACAUACAUUAAUAACGGGUUCGGAGAUGAAAGUUCAUCCACGAUUUAUGGUGCAAGUUUGCCUAGACUGAAGGUCCUCAAGAAGCAAUACGACCCAGAGGGCCGGUUUAGUCAGUGGUUUCCGAUAGAAACACUCCCCUGAGGGGAAAUGUCUGCUUAGCAUAGGAGAAUGAUCAAAUGGCAGAUGCCUUGAGUAUGAACUGCUAGUUAUGAAUACAUGCCUGGAUACUAAUAAGGCACUUAGAAGGAAAGGAAACAAUU